AUGGUGAUAUGGAAGGGCAAUGUAAAAAAUAAAAUAUUGUUUUUAAUUUUUGUAGCUUAUUUUUUUGUUUUUGUUAAGAUAAGCAAUGGUCAGUUGAUUAAAUUGGAUGGUCAGAAAAUUAACACGAAUUAUAUUCUUUAUGUUUUGAAAGGUUUAUAUAUAUUUGGAGAGAAUGAAAGUCCCUAUGUUUUAUUAGGAAAAAAAAAGGAUAUGGAUUUUAAGGCAGCUCAUGCGAUUUUUGAAAAUGUGGGUAUAAGUACGACAGAUAAUAAGAACACGAAAUAUUUUUCUUUUGAGAUGGGCGAGACUACAAGUGAUAAUAAUAAUAAUAAUAAUGAGAAUAAUAAUGAAAAUAGUAAUAAUUAUAAUAAUAAUAAGGAUAAUAACGACGGUCAUAAUAAUAAGUAUGACCAUAAUAAUAAUUUUGACCAUAAUAAUAAUUAUGACCAUAAUAAUAAUUUUGACCAUAAUAAUAAUUAUGACCAUAAUAAUAAUUUUGACCAUAAUAAUAAUUUUGACCAUAAUAAUGACAGUACACAAGAGAAUACGAACCUGCCACAAAAUAGUUACAACAAUCAUAGUAAUAACCGGAAUAGUUCAAGUGAAAAACAUAACGAUGACGAUGAAGAUAAGGAUAAAUUCAAAAUAAAUUUAUACAAAGAUAAUCCUUAUCUACGUAAAAAAAAAGAAUAUAGAUACUCUGAAGACGUAGAUUCUUUUGUUACGCCUGAAUUAUUUUUAGAAUUAAUCAUAAUGAAAGAAAAAGAUUUUAAUAAACAUUAUUUACCAAAAGAUCAUGACAUUUGUUGUUAUAUGCAAGAAGAAGGAAUAGACGGAUAUGAAAAAUAUACAUGUCCUGGCAAAGGGUACUUGAAAAGAUAUGUGGAUGAAGAGCAUAUGUAUUCGUUAAAAUUACCUGUAUAUUUUAUAAAUGAUAGAAUAAAAGAUGAUACAAAUAAUAAUAAUAAUAAUAAUAAUAAUAAUAGUAGUAGUAGUAAUAAUAGUAAUAGUAGUAGUAGUAGUUAUUUUAAUAAUAUGUAUAAUUUGAAUAAUGGUAAUGAGAUGAAUCAUGAAAGUUUAAUAAAUCAUCUUAAAAAUAAAUUUGUUUAUAAUAUUAAAGAUACAGAUGUUUAUGCUUUAUUUUUAUCAAAUUGUUUAGAUAGUAAAAAAUAUGAACUACAUUUACAUGGGAAUAUCCAUAUCUUAAAUGAUUAUGGUUAUUUACCAGGAGAUAAAGUAUCAAAAUUAAAUUUAUAUGUAUUAAGUAUGAUAAUUUAUUGUAUUUAUUUAUUUAUAUGGUCCUAUUUAUUAAUUAGAAACAAAAAUUAUGUUAUAAAAAUACAGAUUUGGAUUUUAGUAUGUGUAUUUUUAUAUUUAAUAGAAAAUAUUUUUUUAUUUUUAUAUUUCUUAUCAUAUAAUUUAUAUGCCAAAGUUAAUAAUGAAUUAUUAUUUAUAUCAGUUUGUUCUAGUAUCUUAAAAAAUGUUUGUUCAUAUCUUCUUAUAUUAUUAGGAUCAUUAGGAUGGGGUAUUGUUAUUCCUACAUUAGAUAGAAAGACAUUUAUUAAAAUAAAAAUACUUUUUUUCUUUUUUAUUAUUUUUGAUUUUAUUAAACAAUUUGUAGAUAUGCAUUUAACAGAUACACAAAUUAAUACUGGAUAUUUUUUUUUCUGUAUAAUACCUGUUACAAUUAUUUAUUCUAUUAUAUAUAUAUGGGUUUUUACUUCAGCUAGCAAAAUCAUUAUACAAUUAAAUGAGGAUAAACAAUAUGAGAAAUUGAACAUGUUCAAAAAUUUUUUUAAUGUAUUAAUAUUUACAUUAUUAUUUUCGGUUAUAGCAUUUAUAAUAGACAUAGUAGUAAUGUUAUAUGUAGAUAAUAGUAUAUGGAAUUUAAAAAAUUAUUUAAGUGAAGGAAUUAUUAGUUGUUUAUUCUUAAUUAUAUUAACAGCCAUGUUUAUUUUAUUUAAACCUUCUGAUAGGCUUAAGAGAAUAUCUCAUUUUACAGAAAUUGGAGAUAUGGAUGAAAUGGAAGAUUUUUCAAGUUUCAAAAAUUCAAUUGAAGAUAUAUCAUAA
Messenger RNA from Plasmodium reichenowi, 2070 nucleotides. Its product is annotated as serpentine receptor, putative. The transcript has a single exon. Gene Ontology annotation, cellular component: Golgi apparatus; membrane. Gene Ontology annotation, biological process: transport. The record is from RefSeq and is a predicted model, not a curated record. The coding region runs from base 1 to 2070 and encodes 689 amino acids. NCBI's taxonomy places the organism in Eukaryota, Apicomplexa, Aconoidasida, Haemosporida, Plasmodiidae.